AUGCAUGUCAUGCCAGCCAGCACGCCCUCAAUCAUCAAGACGGUAGCUUCCGCUCCUCUUGAAGCUACCCUGGAGACGACAGCGAAAGCGCCAGCUAUCACACUCAGGCGAAGUCUGGCGCGCUCUUGCAAUGCUGAGCCACUGCUCAUGCUACCCGCAAGCACGCUGACAAACAUCAAAGAGGGCAGAUCGAAUGUACAGCAGCUACCCACGCCCUCGCCUUCGGUCGACUCUCUGUCGUCGUCGCUCGGCUCAGAUGCAAAAGCAGGUCCAAGCAGCGAGGCCAGCGUACCCAUCGCAGAUCCUGGCGAGGAUGGAGUUAUGUCGGAUCUCACAGACUUGUCGGAUACGGACAACAACAGUUUUGACGAGCGCUGGAGCAAGAUCAAGCGUACUCGCUCGACCAGAGCACGCGCCGAACCAGUCAAGAGAGCUCGUCGAGACGGUUCGAACGACGUCAGAGAAAGAGAGGAUAGUGUCGAUCCUCUGGAGACCAAUGAGCUGCUCGCCAAGAAGAAGCUUCCCACGACGCAAGACCGCAAAGAGUACUGCAAAGCGGGCAUCUACUCGCUCUUUUACAAACAAAGCAAAGGUCGCGCAGCAACGUCAGGCAGUAAGACCGCGAGCACGUCCAUGUCGUUCCAAUGGCCGCAAGCUAGAUACUUUGGCAAUGUGCGCUUGGAAGAGCAGCGCGACUUUCUGCUGUCCUACGACAUCUUUCGUGACUAUUCGCUGAUCGGAUUCGAUUCUGAUGCCGACUCGAGUUCUUCAGAAGACGAGGAGGCCCACAAGGACAAACCAAAGGUCACGCGUAACAAGAUUUUUAGGCGCGCGCAUGGCGGAAAGGACAUGGAGCAAGGACGUCUCCGACGAGAAUGGCAGUCCAUCCAGGAUCGCAACCGCAGACCGGAGCCUUACAAGAUCAUCGCCUCCAAUGCCUAUCCGGAAAGACAGAAGCAGCCCAGUGUGCUGCAGGCAAUAUGCUUUUGCAAACCGCCCGCUCCUGGCGAGGUAGGCUGUGGCGACAACUGCAUCAACCGCGUCAUGGCCUAUAUGUGUGACCCCAAACUUUGUCCAUGCAAGGACAAGUGCACCAACGGACCGCUUCAGACGCGCAAAUCGGCAGCAGGCAAAGGCGACAAGGAAGGUGUUGCUGUUUUCUACACCGGCAGUCGUGGCUUUGGGCUCAAGGCGACGCUUCCCAUCAAGUCUGGCGCGUUCAUCAUGGAAUACAAGGGAGAAGUCAUCUCCAUCAAUGAAUCGUAUCGUCGCGUCAAGUUGAUCUACCCUGGUCCCAACUACUACCUGCUCUCGUACGAUGACGAAGAGGUUCUCGAUGCUGGCCUGAAAGGCAAUGCGACUCGCUUCAUCAAUCACUCGUGCGAUCCCAAUUGCGAAGUCGUCAGACUCAAGUUUGCCGAUUACGACGAGUUCCAAAUCGGGCUCUUUGCUCUACGCGACAUCUCACCAGAGGAAGAGAUAACGUACAAUUAUGGAUGGCAGUCCUUCUCGAGCAGCUCAACGGCCCAAUUGGAUGAGACAAAGCAGCGUUGCUACUGCGGUGCGCGCAAGUGUAGCGGAUGGCUAGGACGCAAGGAGAGCAAACAGGAAGCUAUCGUACGCGCUCAGAUCGAAGCAGAUGCCCAGGCUGCUCGGCUUGCGACGAAGCAACAGAAGGCGGCCUUGCAGCGCGAGAAGCGGGAGGCAAAGAAGCUUGCACUCUUGCAGGGAGCACUCGUGUACAGCAAGACCAUGCCUCCCAAGAAGCGAGAAUCUACAGACGGCGAGGCCUCCGCACCUUUGCGCAAAUCGACACGCACGCAGGCCCCCUCGGCCGAAGCUGAGCCUGCAAAGACGUCAACGAGCAAGCAAUCUGCUACAAAGCCAAAGAAAGCCAAAGAUGAGGCUGACAGGCCCCCGUCUGAGUCCGUCAAGACGCUUUCGGUCGGCGAGACGAUCCCGGAAGGUCUCGUACUGAAGAACGAGUCUGGCGAAGAAGUGAAUCUCACGGAGCUCGUCAAGAGCACGGGCCUCAUCAUCUUCGUCUACCCCAAAGCCUCCACGCCCGGCUGCACAACCCAAGCUUGCGGAUUCAGGGACAACUAUGACGAGAUCAAGCAGCAUGGGUACGAAGUCUUUGGUCUCUCGAUGGACUCUGCGAAAUCGCAAAGUGGCUUCGUCGCCAAGCAAGCUCUGUCCUACCAUCUCCUCUGUGAUCCCGAGCAGAAGCUCAUCAGAGUGCUGGGUGCAUCGAAGACCAAGACAAGCGUGACGCGCUCGCAUUUUGUCAUUGGCAAGGGUGGCAAGCUCGUCGACGUCCAUCUCAAUGUAAAGGCCAAGGAAUCGCCUAGCCUCGCUCUCAAGUACGCAGAGGCGAACUCUAUCUCAGGCACAGGAGCGGCUACAAACGGCGAUGCGGCUGCGGCAAUCAAGCCUGCUGCUGUCGAACCUGCUGAUGCCGAAGCUGCUGCUGCAGAACCUGCUGCCAACGAACCUGCUGCAGAAGCUGAAAAGGCAGACGAGAUUGCCAAUUGA
Mixia osmundae IAM 14324 is the source of this 2535-nucleotide messenger RNA. RefSeq lists its product as uncharacterized. Gene Ontology annotation, cellular component: chromatin; nucleus. The record is from RefSeq and is a predicted model, not a curated record. NCBI's taxonomy places the organism in Eukaryota, Fungi, Basidiomycota, Mixiomycetes, Mixiales, Mixiaceae. The transcript has 7 exons. Gene Ontology annotation, molecular function: histone H3K36 methyltransferase activity; antioxidant activity; oxidoreductase activity. The coding region runs from base 1 to 2535 and encodes 844 amino acids. Gene Ontology annotation, biological process: regulation of DNA-templated transcription.